AUGGAGAGGAUGAUUAUUUUCUGUAUGCUUUUCUUCUGUUCCAGUAUGGCGCAGACUGCAGCUCCAUACAAAAUAGCAAAAUACAAACAGCUUUUGAAGACAAUUAACCUGUUAGAAACCACAGUGAAAGAUAAGGAUGUUGAAUUGCUGCAUACACCAGAAAACCCUACGGAUGGAUGCCUGUUCACAGCUGUGACCUGCUUCCAGAAAGGCAUACUGAAAUUACAACCAGAAAACAGCCAAGUAAAUUCUACAUUCACGCAAACUGUUAAAGUCUUGAAAAGAUUCACCUUGAUCAACCCUAGAAAGGUAGGAUUUCCUCACAAUGCUCAUAAUCGUGAUCAUUGCUCCUUAUUUUCUAUAGCAGACACCACCUGCAAUGGUGGAAUUUCAGAAAGCAAUCUUGUUAGAAAAACCAAUCUGCCUUUCAUUACUUUGGAAAUUAAAAAUGUCCAAUUUUCUGUACUUUUUGGAAAGGCGUUCACUCUGAUCCUAGCAGUCAAUUACAUGUAUGUACUUGGCAACCAUGCAAUUUGCUGGACGAAAGGACAAGGGCUGGCUGAAACCAUUCCCACUUCUGCCCCCUACCAGCCCCCAACAGUUGCAUUUUUUGGGUGUGGGAAGGCAAGAAGGCAAGUUGUAUUUGAUCUGGGUCAGUUCUCUGACCCAGACACAUGCACUGCACCACCACAUGAACUUGCACGACGACAUGAAUUAGCACAACAGCACAAGCAGCCAGAGGAUGUAAACAAGAAUCAAGCAUCAGGAUAA
Molecule: messenger RNA, 771 nt
Organism: Aquila chrysaetos chrysaetos
Lineage: Eukaryota; Metazoa; Chordata; Aves; Accipitriformes; Accipitridae
Exons: 4
Coding region: 1-771 (256 amino acids)
Biological process (GO): positive regulation of natural killer cell mediated cytotoxicity; immune response
Cellular component (GO): extracellular region
Molecular function (GO): cytokine receptor binding
Source: RefSeq, a predicted model, not a curated record